GAGAGCUCCUGACUUCACUGUGCAACUCCUGGGGAUGAUGUUACUAGAGCUUCAAAAUGGGCAACUCUGUGAAGAAAGGAAAAGCUGUAUUUGUCGAUCAGACUCAAGUCAAGAGCAUGCGGCUCUACAAAGCAGCUUUAGAAGAUCAGAGCGGUAAAUCACCAGAAAUAAUCAGAUGUAGAGAUAAUGAGAAUGAUGACAAUGGAUGGAGGACAGGCAAGGAGAAAAGUGGCCUUAAAAUUGAAAUUGAGGAAUAUAUCUGUUCCAGUGAUGUUGUGAUCUUCAGCAAGACAUCAUGCGACAGCUGUGCCAAAGUGAAGGAUCAUUUUGACAAAAUGGGUAUUACAUAUCUGUCAGUAGAGCUAGACCAAAUAGACAACGGGCACAAACUGGAAGAACUGCUGUACGAGCAAACCAUGGAAACAUCUUUACCCAGUGUUUUUGUGAAGGAAAAGCAUAUAGGAAACUAUGAUGACAUUUUAAAGUUGUCUAAAGAAAACCUGUUUCAGAAACUUCUAGAAAAUAAAGAAGAUAAUCCUGACCAAAUCACAUAUGACUACGACUUGAUAGUUAUUGGUGGUGGAUCCGGAGGGCUAGCUGUUUCUAAGGAGGCUGCAAAGUAUGGCAAGAAAGUGCUGGUACUAGACUUUGUGACUCCAUCACCCCUUGGCACAAAAUGGGGGCUUGGAGGAACCUGUGUAAAUGUAGGCUGCAUUCCCAAGAAGCUUAUGCAUCAGGCGGCUUUGCUAAGACAGGCUUUGAAAGAUUCUCAGAAAUAUGGAUGGCAGAUAGCAGACAACAUACAGCACAACUGGGAAACAAUGACAGAUUCUGUUCAGAACUAUAUUGGCUCUCUAAACUUUAACUACAGAGUCGCCCUAAUGGAAAACAACGUGAAGUAUGAAAAUGGCUAUGGAGAAUUUGUAGGUCCAAAUACAAUCAAGUCAACAAACAGUAGAGGAAAAUCGAAAUACUUUACAGCAGAAAAAUUUCUCAUUGCCACUGGUGAACGUCCACGAUACUUAGGUAUUCCUGGAGACAAGGAAUACUGCAUUACAAGUGAUGACCUCUUCUCACUUACUUACUGUCCGGGGAAGACUCUGGUUGUUGGAGCAUCCUAUGUUGCCUUGGAAUGUGCUGGGUUUUUGGCAGGACUUGGUCUAGAUGUCACUGUCAUGGUGCGUUCCAUUCUUUUAAGAGGUUUUGACCAACAAAUGGCUAACAAGAUUGGUGAAUACAUGGAAGAACACGGAGUGAAAUUCAUCAGACAAUUCGUGCCAACUAAGAUAGAACAAAUAGAAGCAGGCACGCCUGGAAGGUUAAAGGUAACAUCACAAGCACCUGAUGGCACAGAGACAACUGACGAAUACAACACUGUUCUGCUGGCAAUUGGGAGGGAUGCUUGCACAAGAAAUAUUGGGCUUGAAAUACCUGGAGUAAAGAUAAAUGAAAAAACAGGAAAAAUCCCAGUUAAUGAUGAGGAGCAGACUAAUGUGCCUUAUAUCUAUGCCAUUGGAGAUGUCAUACAGGACAAACUAGAGCUCACCCCUGUAGCUAUCCAAGCUGGCCGUCUGCUAGCCAAGAGGCUGUAUGGAGAUUCAACUCUAAAGUGUGACUAUGUAAAUGUGCCGACAACAGUAUUUACCCCUUUGGAAUAUGGUGCCUGCGGUUUAUCAGAGGAAAAUGCAAUCAGACAAUAUGGAGAGGAAAAUGUAGAGGUCUAUCACAGUUACUUCUGGCCUCUAGAAUGGACGGUACCAGCGAGGGACAAUAACAAAUGUUAUGCAAAGAUCAUCUGUAAUCUGAAAGAUAAUGAAAGAGUUGUGGGAUUCCAUGUCCUUUCUCCGAAUGCUGGAGAAAUAACCCAAGGAUUUGCAGUGGCAAUUAAAUGCGGCCUCACUAAAGAUCAACUGGAUAAUACAAUAGGAAUUCAUCCAGUCUGUGCGGAGAUAUUCACAACUUUGACUGUGACAAAACGGUCUGGAGGCAACAUCCUACAGUCUGGAUGCUGAGGUUAAACCCUGCUGUUUUCAUUUGUUGCCAUAGCCAAAAGCAAAUUUGAAAAGGGUCUAUCAAAAUCUAGGCCUCAGCUGCUAUGGCAACAGGAAAACAGCAGGGUUAUCCCACAGUAAAAACUGAUGCAGGGCACCAUCUUGGUGCUAUUGUGACGUCACAUCUCAAAGCCAGAUCUGGUGGGCUGUGACUGAAGACCUGCACACUCAGUUUAUCGAUGCUUAACGCUUGCUAAUGAUUUAUGUUAAGCAUUCCAUACCAGAAAACAUAUGCUAGUUAUUUUACUGGUGUAGCACACACAGUUUUGUAACCUUGUUGAUUUCCGUGCUGUAUAUAGGAUUUUUAUUCAUAGCAUUUGCACUUGCUUUUCAUCUGUGAACAAGGUUAGUCAGUGGGCUUCUAUGUAUUGGCUAAAAUGUUAUAUUUAUACAGGAAAUGCUUUAAUAUUAAAACUUUGUGAUAGCUUUAUAUUUAUCUGCAUAGAACAGAUAUUAUCUGUAUUGCUCUUAACAAGUCACCUUUGCAGACAACCCAUAGCUCACUGCAAAAUACUGUACAUCCUUUUUUCCUGAAGUAAUGCCUUAGCAUAUUAAACAACUGUAACUUGAAUAGGCAUAUUUAUUUAUUAGUAUCAUAAGCUAUGAGAGAAAUUCUUUUGUAUUCAGCCUUUUGUCAUCCUUGUGACAUAUAAUAAAUAGGCCAGGAUGUGUACCCGUGCUAUGGUGCUAUACCUAGGAACUGCAAAACAGAAUUUGAAUUUGUACAACAGUCAAUAAAAUUGUACAGUUUUUAGAGGUAGACUGUGAUCUGAAAUAAAA
This is a messenger RNA of Xenopus laevis (African clawed frog), 2831 nucleotides long. It is a transcript of the gene txnrd1.L, whose product is annotated as thioredoxin reductase 1 L homeolog. The record is from RefSeq and is marked reviewed. Lineage: Eukaryota; Metazoa; Chordata; Amphibia; Anura; Pipidae. The transcript is spliced from 17 exons.